Molecule: messenger RNA, 3342 nt
Organism: Syngnathus acus (greater pipefish)
Lineage: Eukaryota; Metazoa; Chordata; Actinopteri; Syngnathiformes; Syngnathidae
Gene: pacs2
Product: phosphofurin acidic cluster sorting protein 2
Exons: 24
Coding region: 247-2973 (908 amino acids)
Biological process (GO): protein localization to plasma membrane
Molecular function (GO): transmembrane transporter binding
Source: RefSeq, a predicted model, not a curated record
GGCCUCAUAUGCGGGACGAGGAGCAGCGUGUUGGGCACAACAAGCCCCACGGUCACUGGCUCCUCGCCCCGCCCUCCCACCACACCGGCACCGCAGCUCCGCCGAGCAGAGCAACGAGGAGCUGGAGCGGAGAGACAACGAGGCUCGUCCACGAGUGUCGCACUCACGUGACCGAAGGACGCAUCUCUUUUCCCGGACUCACGUCCAACACUUGAGGCAAGCGUGCACGAAGGCGACCCGGGAACUAUGGCGGAGAGAAGUAGCCGGCUGAGCUUCCCCGGCAGCGGGGCUCUCAACAGACCGGUGCCGAUGAAUUUGUUCGCAACGUGGGAAAUCGACGGCUCGUCUCCGAACUGCAUCCCUCGGCUUUGCAGUCUGACUCUGAAAAAACUGGUGGUGCUCAGAGAACUAGACAAGGAGCUCAUCUCUGUGGUCAUCGCCGUCAAAAUUCAAGGAUCCAAGCGCAUCUUGAGGUCCCACGAGAUCGUGCUGCCGCCCAGCGGGUCUGUGGAGACAGACCUGGCCCUCACCUUUUCGCUGCAGUACCCUCACUUCCUGAAGCGCGAGGGCAACAAGCUUCAAAUUCUGCUGCAGAGACGCAAACGCUACAAGAACCGCACCAUCCUGGGUUACAAGACGCUGGCUGUGGGCUCCAUCGACAUGGCCGAGGUGAUGCAGCAUCCGACGGAGGGGGGCCAGGUGCUACCUCUCUGCAGCCACCAGAAGGAGCUUCUAGGGAAGGUGGCUGAGAUCUGGAUAUUCUCGCUCUCCAGCCAGCCCAUCGAUCAUGAGGACGGCAGCCUGCAGGCCGGACACAAGAUCAAAUGCUCCGACAACUACUCAGAGGAGGAAUACGAGAGCUUCUCCUCAGAGCAGGAGGCCAGCGACGAUGCGGCUCAGGCUCAGGAUCUGGAAGAUGAUGACUAUGAUGUGAGGAAACCAAAGAAGCAGAGAAGGUCCAUCGUCAGAACGGCAUCCAUGACAAGACAGCAAAACUUCAAGCAGCGAGUUGUCGCUCUCCUCAAGAGGUUCCGAGUGUCUGACGAGGUUCUGGACUCGGAGCAGGAUCCAGCCGAGGUUCCUCCUGAGGUGGAGGAGGAAGAUCUGGACCUGGAUAGUAUUGAAUUCGACAACCCCAGCGAUAGCGGACCUGAGCUGGAUGACGAUGACAGCGUCCUCAGCACACCCAAACCCAAACUCAAGCCGUAUUUUGAGGGGAUGUCCCUGUCCAGCUCGCAGACGGAAAUCGGAAGCAUCCACAGCAGCCGCAGCCACCGCGAGCCCCCCAGCCCGAUGGAGCCCGAUAAAAACAAAUGCGUUGGUGAGGACAACGUGUCUGACAAUGUCUCCGAUGAGCAACCAGAGGCGGUGACGCCGACCACCGAGUUGGAGAUGGACAACAUGGACACGUUCUUGGACAGGCUUCCUCCGAGUGGCAAGAUGACCAAGACGGAGUCGCUCAUUAUUUCGUCUAACAGACAGGAGCCCAAGAUGGCGGGCCGGCGAGGUCGCAGCACGUCGCUGAAGGAGCGCCAGGCCAGCAGGCCUCAAAACGAACGGGCCAACAGUUUGGACAACGAGCGGGCGCUGGACACUCGCAGCCAUCUGCAAGUAAGCGCACACAAAAUUAGCACGUCGGAAACGCGCCUAAAGCGAACCUUCUUCGUGCAGAUCCCCAGGAAGACGGUGUACGAUCAGCUCAACCAUAUCCUGGUGUCGGACAACCAGCUUCCCGAUAGCAUCAUCCUCAUCAACACGUCCGACUGGCAGGGCCAGUACUUGUCGGACGUGCUCCAGAACCACCACUUGCCCGUGGUGUGUACCUGCACCACGGCCGACAUCCAGGCGGCGUUCAACACCAUCGUGUCCCGCAUACAGAGAUUCUGCAACUGUAACUCUCAGACGCCGGUCCCCAUCAAGGUGGCGGUGGCCGGCGCGCAGCACUACCUCAGCGCCGUGCUCCGCCUCUUUGUGGACCACCUGACCCACAAGACCCCCGACUGGCUGGGCUACAUGCGCUUCCUCAUCAUCCCGCUGGGUGCACACCCCGUGUCCAAGUAUCUGGGCGCCAUGGACUACCGAUACAACGCUUUGUUCCAGGACGCCGCCUGGAAGGACCUCUUUCACAAACCUGAGGCUCCUGUCAUCGUCCAGGAAAGUCCAGACGUGGUUUCUCGGGUGACGCAGUACAUGCUGGGCGCCAACGGAGCCCACCAGCUUCCUAUCGCCGAAGCUAUGCUCACGUACAAACAAAAAAGGAAAAAGAGCUUUCAUUUCGAUUUUUCCGUCAGCCCCGACGAGGACUCGUGUCAGAAAUUCAUCCCGUUUGUUGGCAUGGUUAAAGUGGGAAUAGUUGAGCAAACAUCAGCAACUGCAGGCGACUCGGAUGACGCGGCGCCCGCCGGCUCCUCCCUCCUACUCGCCUCGCCGCCUCAAGUGCCGCCGACGCUCAAAGAGGUGUCGCCCACCCCGCCCUCCUCGCCGUCCGUCAACACGAGUUUCUGCCUGUACAGCCCCGGGAGUCAAGCGGAGCUGAUGGGUCUUCAGGUGGACUACUGGGUGGCAGAUAGAAAGAAAGACUUGGAGAAGCGCGACUCCUCCUCAAUCUCCGCCGCUAAGAAUACGCUCAAGUGCAAUUUCCGCUCGCUGCAGGUCAGCCGGCUGCCCGCGGGGGGCGCCGAGCCCGGCACCCUGCCCGCCAUGUCCAUGACGGUGGUGACCAAGGAGAAGAAUAAGAAAGUGAUGUUCCUACCAAAGAAGAGCAAAGACAAGGAGGUGGAGUCCAAGAGUCAGGUGAUCGACGGCAUCAGUCGUCUCAUCUGCACCGCCAAGCACCAGCACAACAUGUUGACAGUGUCGAUCGACGGCGUGGAGUGGAACGACGUCAAGUUUUUCCAGCUGGCGGCGCAGUGGUCGUCACACGUCAAACAUUUCCCCAUCGCCGUCUUCGGCCACGCCAAAGGCCCCUACUAAGCGCCCUCCUCGCCCUCGUGCCAACCCGUUUAACCAACUUUUAUGUCAUCUGUGUCGUAUCUUUGUUUUUAAUCCAUGCUACAACCUCGGCUUUGUUAUUGUUUUUUUUAGAUGAAUAACACUCAAGCUAAAUGCUAAUCUCGCAUCCAAAAUGGACGCCGUGGCACUGAAAGCACACUCUGCACACGAAUGAAGGGUAUAUAUAUUUAAAAAAGAAAGUUGUGAAAAGACUGAAAGUAUUUUUAUGCCGGGAAACAUUAGAUAACAUGUGCAAUAGUAGAUAUAAUUAGACAUAAAGGGGACAUAUUAUGGAAAAUUGCUUUUUUUAAUGGUUUGUACACACAAAAUUAAACAACCAAGUAAGUCUUU